AUCUCUCCUUUAUUCUUUGCAGUGGCAGCGGACAGGAGCCCGAGGGAAAAGAGAGACUGCUGGACGACACCCCCCGACAGAUACGCCAACACACACAGACACGUGUGUCAGUCUGUUUUGACACGCACCAGAGGAUUCCAGGGGUUCCUGGUGUGUGUGUGUGUUUGAGGGGUUGAGGGUGUGUGUGUGUGGUGUUGAUGGGACAGUAAGAGAUGUGUGUAUCUCAGUAUCAGACGGGCAAGUAGCCCCCCUGCCCUCCUCCUCCUCCUCCCUCUGUUCCUCCUCUCCUCCUCUCAUCUACUCGCUCAUGGAGCCAUCCAGAUCCCCCAAAACUAUAAAGUACAGAACAUGUUACAGCCUCCUACUCUGACAAAGAUGCCUGAGUCCUUAACGGCCUUUCAUUAGACGAUAUCAUGCUGCUCUGCGAGGCCACUGGCAUCCCCACACCCAGUUUCCGCUGGGUAAAGGAUGGUAAGAAGUUGAACUGGAUGGGACAUAAUGGUUCUGGAAAUUUCACAGCCCAUGGCGACAAGCCGCUCAGCGAUUACCAAGGACACUACCGUUGCUACGCCGACAACACCCUGGGAACAGCCAUGACACACACCGUCAAACUCAUCACUGAAUCGACACCGACCCUCCCUAAGCAGAAGAGAUCACAUAAAACGGCAGAGGAAGGAGCUAGUGUUGUUCUCCACUGCAACCCUCCCAGGAGCUCCACCAUCCCUCAUAUACACUGGAUGGACAAGAAACUGCUCCAUAUAGGUCAGAGUGAGCGUGUGACGACAGGUCUGGAUGGGAACUUGUACUUUGCCAAUGUGUUGAAGAACGACAGUCGAGAUGACUACACUUGUAAUGCUCAAUACAUCUCUGCGAGGACCAUCCUGCCUAAAGAACCCAUCUCACUCACUGUCACACCUAGUAAUGACGUGGCUCGUGGCAGGAAGCCCCAGCUGAUGCAACCUCAGGGCCCCCACAGCUCUCACCUGGCCCUCAGGGGCCACAGCCUGGUACUGGAGUGUAUACCUAAAGGGCUUCCUACUCCUUCGGUAUUGUGGAAGCGUAUGGAUGUUAAUCUGUCGGAGACAGGAGCCUGGACAGAUAACCACGGCAGGUGGCUUCGGUUUGACAGCAUAACCCAGAAGGCAGACGGAGAGUAUGAGUGUCUGGCUUCAAACACACAUGGAUCCGUCACACACUCCUACACUGUCACUGUGGAAGCUGAGCCGUACUGGGUGAAGGAGCCCCCGUCACUGUUGUACUCCCCUGGGGAGACAGUGAGGCUAGACUGUCAGGCCGAGGGUAUCCCCACCCCUACUGUCACAUGGAGUAUAAACGGAGAGCCUGUCGCAGAGGUAGACAUUGACCCUAGGCGGCGGGUGACCGGAGGGGUGUUGGUCCUAAAAGAUGUGGUGUUUGGUGAUACGGCAGUGUACCAGUGUGAAGCCACCAACAAACACGGAAAUAUCCUCAAAAAUACAUACAUCUAUGUCAUUGAGCUGCCAGCUCAGAUCCUGUCCUCUGAUGGGGUGGUAUAUCAAGUUACGGAGGGGGGCGUGGCCAGACUGCAUUGUGAGGCCUUCGGGUCACCCCGUCCACAGGUCACAUGGGAGAGUGAGGAUCUCCAGAACACCUUGCUGUCGGACAGUCGUGUGUCUCAGCUGACCAAUGGGACGUUAGAGCUGUUUAAUAGUAGCAGGGAGGACAGUGGAGUCUACACCUGCUCCAUUACACACAACAACACCUCCAUCACCGCUCACCUGGAGGUCCUCAAACGUACGGUGAUGCUGAUCGGUCCCCAGGCUGUACAGGUUACGAGGGGAGGAGACUCCUGGUUGGACUGUCAUUUCACCUUUGACCCCCAUCUGAACCGACCCCAAAUCCUCUGGAGGAAAGACGGACAGAAGAUCAUGGAGUCAUCACUGGGAGACAAGUACACUCUACUUGGGAAUGGAACCCUCAGAGUGACAGAUGUUCAAUCAGCAGACGAAGGGCUUUACUCCUGUGAGGUCAUCACAGAUCUGGACAGCGUAUUGGCCAGUGGCUCCAUCACUGUAGUGGCCUGUCCCAGCCCUCCAGUGUUUCUGUCUCUGUCUGAAGAGCAGGACCACAACCUGACUCUCAGCUGGACACCUGGAAACACACACAACUCCCCCACCACAGAGUUUGUGGUGGAGGUAAAGGAGGAGAAACAUCCUGAGGGGAAGUGGGAGUCACACCGUGUGACUGGGGAUGUCAAUCAUCUGGAGUUACACCUCCUCCCGUACUCCACCUACCGCUUCCGGGUCAGCGGGGUCAACAGACUGGGGAGGAGCAACCCGUCAGAAAUCUCCGAGGCCUACAGCACCCUACCCACAGUUCCUGAAAGUUACCCUCUAAAUGUGCGUAGUGAGUCUACAGAACCAGGAACACUGGUCAUCAUGUGGGAGGAGAUUGACCGUCGUUUGUACAACGGGUCGGGGUUCCAGUAUAAGGUGUCAUGGCGACAGGUUCAGGCGCAUCACUGGAGCCAUACCCAUGUUCCACAUCCUCCUUACCUGGUGAACGGAACCAGAGCGUUCUCUAGUUAUGAGAUGAAGGUCCAGGCUGUCAACUCUCUGGGAGAGGGACCGCAUCCUGUUCCCGUUAUAGGACACUCUGGAGAGGACUACCCGCUGGCCUCUCCAUCUAAAAUCAGUGUGUCAGUAGAUAACAGCUCAGCCAUUGUAAGGUGGCAGCCGGUUGACACACACACGGUCCAGGGUCACCUGCUGGGUUAUAAGAUAUAUCUGAAGAGGUUGGGUUCCCAGGGAGGAAGAAAGCAUAGAGAGGUGAGAGAGAUUAAGGGAGGAGUGGAGCGAGGAACAGAGAGAAAGGAGGAGAGGUGGGUUGUGGAGGUGGACGGCAACAAGACAAAAGAGGUGGUGACGGGGCUCAAACUCUAUUCCCUGUACGAGCUGUCAAUGACAACCUUCAACAGAAAGGGGGAGGGGCCUCACUCACCGACACACCCCUUCAGGACACCGGAGGGAGUUCCUGGUCCUCCUGCCUCUCUGGAUUUUGAGAGUCCGUCGGAGACAGAGUUAACCCUUCACUGGAGGCCCCCCACUCAGCCCAACGGACAACUUGUGGGAUAUGUUCUACAGUACCAACAGAUUUCAGACAGCCGAAACAGUCCUCCUCAGGUAGAGGUGAUCUAUGACCCCACGGUGACCCACUUACCGUUGGACGGUCUGGACCCUCAUAGUCGCUACGUCUUCUACCUAAGGGGACGCACAUCUGCCGGACAGGGACCACCAAUCACACGGGAGUGUGCCACCCUGCUGGACGGAGUACCUCCCAGUAACAUCAGUACAGUGGUAGGAGAAAGGUCAGUCAACCUGAGCUGGGUCCCUGGAGACAGAUACAGGAACCACAGCUUCCACAUCAAAUACCUCAGCAAGACUGUUGGGGGUAAGUGGGAGGAGUCAGAACAGGUUAACACGUUGCAGGCAUUCUAUUCGCUUACGGGUCUUCAGCCUGGAACACAGUACCGCCUCCUCAUCACCCAUGGCAACUACACACACUGGGAGGACGAGAUACAGACAACCGGUCCAGAGCUACGUGGUGUGGAAGGUGAUUUUGCUACUCAAGGCUGGUUCAUAGGGCUGAUCAGUGCUGUAGUGUUGCUGUUGUUGCUGCUUCUGGUUCUCUGUUUCAUCAAGAGGAGUAAAGGGGGCAAGUACGCAGUGAAAGACAAGGAAGAGAGUCAGAUGGACUCCGAGGCUCGGCCAAUCAAAGACGAGACGUUUGGAGAGUACAGAUCUCUGGAAAGUGAUGGUGAUGAGAAGCGGUCAGUCAGUCAGCCAUCUCUGUGUGUGGAGAGUAAACUGGGGAGUGACGACUCCCUUGCCGAAUACGGAGACAGCGUCGACAUCCAGUUCAACGAGGACGGCUCUUUCAUUGGUCAAUACAGUGGCAGAGGGCCCGCCCCUACAGGAAAUGAGAGCUCUGGCCCCGCCUCCCCUGUCAAUCUAGACCCACCGCCUCCUCCGAUAGGCCCCUCCUUCGCCGGAAUACUGGACAGGACCAGUUAAAUAGAACAGACACACACACCAUCAGACCGCCUGCAUGAAGACCUCUCAUUCCUGACACUACUGCCAUCAGACUGCCUGCAUGAAGACACAUCAUUCCUGACACUACUGCCAUCAGACUGCCUGCAUGAAGACACAUCAUUCCUGACACCACUGCCUGCCUGCCUGCUAGACAUACACAAGUCCAGUACAUUCCAUGGGGGUACAGAGAAGUCAUUUACAGAUCAGCUUGCCUUCUCUACUCCACGUUUACAGACACGGUAAUACACACAGGGUAGUACACACAUCUGGUAACACAGUAAUACACACACUCAGAAUGCAGCAGCCACUACUCCAAAACCCUUUGACGCAGUGUACCAUAGCGCACUUCGCUUUAUCACAGGUAACAGGUUUAAUCCUCACCACUGCGUCCUUUAUCAGAAGGUCUGCUGAACCUCAAUAAAAUCUCAUAGAACACUUCAUUACUCCCUUUUUGUUGAUAAAGCAUCCAACACUUCUCUUAAAAUGUCAAAUGCAAUGCACCAAACCCGCUCACAGGGCUGGUCAACUCUUAAGGUCCCUCGUGUCUCUACCAACCAAUCAGCUUUUAGUUUCAACGGUGAAACUCACUGAUGUGUGUGAGUGUUCUUUAGAAUGCUGAUGGAACUCACUGAUAUGUGUGAGUGUUCUUUAGAAUGCUGUUGGAUCUCACUGAUGUGUGUGAGUGUUCUUUAGAAUGCUGAUGGAACUCACUGAUGUGUGUGAGUGUUCUUUAGAAUGCUGUUGGAACUCACUGAUGUGUGUGAGUGUUCUUUAGAAUGCUGAUGGAACUCACUGAUGUGUGUGAGUGUUCUUUAGAAUGCUGAUGGAACUCACUGAUGUGUGUGAGUGUUCUUUAGAAUGCUGAUGGAACUCACUGAUGUGUGUGAGUGUUCUUUAGAAUGCUGUUGGAUCUCACUGAUGUGUGUGAGUGUUCUUUAGAAUGCUGAUGGAACUCACUGAUGUGUGUGAGUGUUCUUUAGAAUGCUGUUGGAACUCACUGAUGUGUGUGAGUGUUCUUUAGAAUGCUGAUGGAACUCACUGAUGUGUGUGAGUGUUCUUUAGAAUGCUGAUGGAACUCACUGAUGAGUGUGAGUGUUCUUUAGAAUGCUGAUGGAACUCACUGAUGUGUGUGAGUGUUCUUUAGAAUGCUGAUGGAACUCACUGAUGUGUGUGAGUGUUCUUUAGAAUGCUGAUGGAACUCACUGAUGUGUGUGAGUGUUCUUUAGAAUGCUGUUGGAUCUCACUGAUGUGUGUGAGUGUUCUUUAGAAUGCUGAUGGAACUCACUGAUGUGCGUGAGUGUUCUUUAGAAUGCUGAUGGAACUCACUGAUGUGUGUGAGUGUUCUUUAGAAUGCUGAUGGAACUCACUGAUGUGUGUGAGUGUUCUUUAGAAUGCUGAUGGAACUCACUGAUGUGUGUGUUCUUUAGAAUGCUGAUGGAACUCACUGAUGAGUGUGUGUGUUCUUUAGAAUGCUGAUGGAACUCACUGAUGAGUGUUCUGGUUGACUGUAAUAAUGUAUUUGUGUUGUAGUAAUGUAGUGUUUCUGUAACUGUUGCUUUUUGCUGUUUUAUUAAAUGAUCAUAUUGAAUAGUUUGUUCUCAGGGCACCACUGAGACGCUGAUUUAAAUUGGGCUUCCCUGAACACAUACAAGUUUAAUAAAAAACACACAUCUAAGAGCCCGACCAAACCCUGACACUCUUAGUCCAACCAUCCGUCCUUCUCUCCAUCUCCUUUCCUCAUCCCUCCUCUUCUCUCCAUCUCUCCGUCUCUCCUCCCUGAGAGAGAAGGGGUAGGAGAGGAGAUGGAGAGAAGAGAAUCCUUACCCUAACCCUCAUACUAACCCUAACCUUUAAACCCUAAUUCUAACUUGUAAUUGUAACCAUAAAACUUAAAAUAGCCUUUUUCCUUGUGGGGACCGGCAAAAUGUUCCCACUUGUCUGAAUGUUCCUUGUUUUACUUAUGUACCAUUACUUAUGUACCCCCCAAUGAUAGUAAAAAAACACACACACACACACUCUCUCUUCUCCUCCUCUCUCUCUCUUUCUCUUCUCUUUCUCUUCUCCCGCCCCUAUGGAAUCCAUGGACUAGUCAA
Messenger RNA from Oncorhynchus kisutch (coho salmon), 6163 nucleotides. RefSeq names its product neural cell adhesion molecule L1.1. The record is from RefSeq and is a predicted model, not a curated record. The transcript has 28 exons. NCBI's taxonomy places the organism in Eukaryota, Metazoa, Chordata, Actinopteri, Salmoniformes, Salmonidae. Gene Ontology annotation, cellular component: axon; plasma membrane. Gene Ontology annotation, biological process: brain development; cell-cell adhesion; axon guidance. Gene Ontology annotation, molecular function: cell-cell adhesion mediator activity. Bases 414 to 4052 code for a protein of 1212 amino acids.